This is a messenger RNA of Saprolegnia diclina VS20, 765 nucleotides long. RefSeq lists its product as hypothetical. NCBI's taxonomy places the organism in Eukaryota, Oomycota, Saprolegniomycetes, Saprolegniales, Saprolegniaceae. The record is from RefSeq and is a predicted model, not a curated record. Bases 1 to 765 code for a protein of 254 amino acids. The transcript has 2 exons. Gene Ontology annotation, molecular function: hydrolase activity, hydrolyzing O-glycosyl compounds.
AUGGCGCCGUGCAGCCACGUGCGCCUGGUGCGCGUCGGGCAGGCGUCGACGCGGCCGUCGGUGCUCUUUGUCAACGGCUUUAACUCGUCGCACACGGCGUCGCGCAAGGUGUCGCGGCUCUCGGCCUUUGUCGCACAGGAGCUGCACACGACUUUUCUCACCUACGACCACGCCGGCCACGGUCCCGCGCCAGCAACACCGAUGCGCAACGCCACACUGACGCAGUGGCGAGACGACCUGCACUCAGUCGUCGCGUGCGAGCGCUGCAGUGGCGAGAGACCUGUCGUCCUUAUCGGCUCGUCCAUGGGCUUCUUCUUGUCUCUUCUUGUCGCUUCGGCUCUGCCAACUCGCAUCGCCGGCAUUCUCGGCGUCGGUGCCAGCCUCGGCUUGGAGCGGUUCUUUCUCGAGUUUACAGCCGCCAAAGCCAAUGGGUCGACAGAAUCCGACGAAAAUGGCGUCGAGUACUAUCGCCGGCCAUCGACGUAUGCAGCCGCCGGGUACUACCCGAUCUACCGACCACUCGUCGACUCGAUAGCCGCGCACCCGCUGCCACGCAAGGCGGCGUGCCCCGUCGCACUCGUCCAUGGCACGCACGACUCGGACGUUGGCGUCGAGUUGAUUGGCAACUGGGCAUCGACGCAAGGCACGCAAGGCGCACCCGUCUCGCUGACGUGGGUGCCCGGUGGCGAUCACCGGCUGAGUGCGCCCGCGCACCUGGACGUCAUCGAGCACCAGCUGCUCGCACUCUUUCACCGCAUCGGUUGA